CGUUGCUUUACUUGCCAGUGAAGCAGCUGGCGUGUAUGCAUUGGCAACACAAAACGCUUCCAUUCUUGACUCUUCUCACUCUGGGAAGUAAUAAUCUCGACGAAUUGUCGUUCAAUCUUUUGUAUCCAGAGCCGGCGCGUUCUCGGGUUGAGAAACAGCCGAUGUCCAUACUGACGGUGCGAUGUCAGAGAAGUCAGAAGACGAGGAGCUACCGACCGUCAUAUGCCCGAAUCUCAACCGACUGCACUUGGAACGUAAUCACUCUUGCUCUGUUCCGGAUUCCGUUUGUAAGUUGGAGAAACUGAAGGGAUUAAAUGUUAGUCAUAAUAAGGGCAUACUUCAUUUGCCAUUGGAGAUGGGAAAGUUAAGGAGUCUGUAUGAUCUCGGUCUUGAUGGUUUGUCGUUGAUGGAUCCUCCUCCUCAUAUCAUACAACAGAGAACAGGAGAUAUCAUCGGCUUUCUUAGUCAAAGACUGAAACAGUCUAUGCCGUAUCGUCGAUUGAAGCUGAUGUUGGUUGGAGUGUACUGUGAGAUGCAUCCUCCAAUACAAUAGUCUAAUGUAUUGUGAGAUCCAUCCUUCCAUGUACAGUAUCACAACCAGCAUUGGCAUUGUUGAGUGGAGUAUCAUCAGACGCAGUCUCGUUCCCAUGCGAGAAACAAAGGUCACAUUCGUGGUGUGGGAUUUCGGUGGCCAAGAGGAAUACUAUGCAACACAUCAGUGUUUCCUGUCACGUCGAUCAUUGUAUUUGGCUGUAUGGAGCAUGAAAGAUGGUUUUAAAGGCAUUGAGGAUCUCGGCAGAUGGCUCCUUACUAUUGAGUGUCGAGCUCCUUCAUCUUCUGUCAUCAUCGUCUGCACAUUUCUCGACGUGUUUUCAGACAAAGACAAAAAGGCCUUGACAACCAAGUACAGAGCUGAAAUCAUCCAACGAUAUGGCAUCAUCGGGCAUGUCAAGGCUGAAUAUCCGAUUAUCAGAGACAUCACGUUUGUCAGUGUUGUUAAGAGUGAUAAGGCGAUGAACAAUUUGCGAAACAUGAUUUUUAAUACGGUCUGUAGACUGGAAGAAACCGCUUUGAGAAAUUUUGCUGUCAACCCCAAUGCUCCCAUUCAACGUCUUCUCAACCAGCAAGUGCCGGCUGGAUUUAUCCAAGUUGAAGAAAGAGCAAUGGAAGUUGCCCGUGAGUGCAGAAAGCACGGAGAAGUGCCUGUACUGACAACAGCUAAUUUCAAAAAGAGAGUGAUGAGUCAUGAACACAUGACACUUGUAGACAAAGCAUCUGAGGAGGAAACGAGCCAGGCGGUUCAAUUCUUGCACGAAAACGGAAUUAUGCUACACUUUGAGGAUUCAAAUCUCAAGGAUUAUUACUUCUUGAGUCCUCAGUGGCUAUGUGACAUGCUUGCUCACAUUGUCACAAUCAAAGCUUCGAAUGCCUGCAUCUCAGACGAAGGUAUUUUGCCACUUGCAAAGUUUCCUCAAGUUUUUCGAAGCAGCCAAUUUCCUGUUAGUCUGCAGUCGUGUUAUCUUGAUCUGUUGGACAAGUUUGAAGUGGCUGUUUUGAUUGACGAGAAGAAUUUAUUGGUGCCGAGUCGUUUGCCUGAUCAUUUGACGCAGACGUCUCGAGGGGCAAGCGACAAGUUGAUCAACAGCACUGUGCUUCCCCUUCAUCGUCAUUACGCCAUGAAAUAUAUUCCACACGGUAUGUGGCCUCGUCUGAUCUCCCGCAUUCUCGGCGACAAACAAAUGAAAGAAUCAGUGGCAAAACAACUAGCAAACACCACCGAAGGAAACCUCAAGUGGUAUGCCUGGAAGAAGGGCGUCGAGCUCCACUGGAGAAACCAACCGAUUCUUCGUCUCCAGGAGGCAACAGGUUCCAUAUUCUCUUCUUCUCGACUUGAUCCAUCACUCGUCCACAUGACUGUAUGUCAUCAAUUUGACUUGUUCAACGACAUCGAUGUCAUACAGAGUAGUCACGAUGUCGACCUGCAGUUGUGGAUCGCGAACGAUCCAGUGAAAACGUGUGAGUUGAGCGGCCACGACAAGCUUGAAGAUGAACUUGCGGACGAAGCCGAAACGGUGAAGACAGAGUCUCCAAUGCCAGGCAGGAGGUACAGCAUGAAGGAAGUCGAUAAAGGGUUUACGGUUAUUGAAUUCGAUCACGGGUAUGAAACGUCGGUGGAACGACGACACGAAAUGAGUCUGAGUCUUUCAGUGAAGACGAAAACGUCGCACGACACGGACAGACAGAGACACGAGAGUUUUGUUAAUUCCGUCAGCAGCUAUUUGCCUCCGGAGUCGCGUCCGGAGCCGCUGGCAGUCGAAUUGCUUACCCGUUGUGUGUCCCACAUUGACACCAUCCUACAAGACUGGUAUCACGGAUUACGAGACUACAACACGUUCUCACUCUGUCGCGACUGUCUACGUUCGGCUCUACUGCACAGUGAAACGGUCGACGUCGCCAACAGUCGAUCCGUUCAUGUGUGCAUUUUUACGUUGGACGCUGCUGUACGACAGGCCUACUGUACUGAUACGAUCGCCUGCAGACAACAUGAGAAUGUGCCUUUAGCGUGGAUCGUUCCUGAUGCUCUGUUUGGUGAUCUACCGGCAUCGUCGAUUAUUAGACCUUCGUGUCUGAAGCAGAGUUACUUGCUUGGUAAAGGAGGAUUUGGUGAUGUGUGGCAGGGACAGUUGAGUAGAAAGGAUAAGCCGUCUAUUUCGGUUGCCUUGAAGAUGUUGAUUAGAGGGAUCAUGGACAUUAGUAGCCAGAAACGCACCAAAACGACUCAAACCGCCGAAGCGGCUCACUUUUCAGAAGCUCUUCUAUCCGCACGCUUGGAAGUCUCCUUCCUCUCUCAACUCAACCAUCCUCACGUUGUCAAAAUGUUUGGAGUGUGCGUUCGGCCUCUUUGUGUCGUCCUCGAACUCGCACCAAUGGGCAGUCUAGAGAAGAUCAUCGAGGCAUACAGCACAGCUCAGUGGCUCAUCGAUGCCUACAGCAGCUGUUGUGUUGCACAGCAAGUUGCCAGUGCAUUAGAUUACCUUCACUCAACAAUGAACGUGAUCUACAGAGAUCUAAAGAGUGACAACGUUCUCGUCUGGAAAUUUCCAAUGCCAAACAGGUGGAAGGAUAACGAUGAACAAGACGUUGUGUUCGUUAAGCUUUCUGAUUAUGGGAUUAGUCAGUGGGCGAAUGCUAAAGGCAGAGCGAAAGGUUUCGGUGGAACCGAGGGUUACAUUCCACCCUAGGUAUACAAACAUCGUGGUAGAGAGGCGUUUAAUACAAAGAUUGACAUUUUUGCGUAUGCUAUGGUCCUGUAUGAGUUGAUUACGCUGCAACCGCCGAUGAAGGAUACUCAGCCAGACGAGUUGGAACAAGCGUAUCUUUCAGGAAAGAGGCCGUUGUUAAACAGGGAG
Corticium candelabrum is the source of this 3410-nucleotide messenger RNA. Its product is annotated as probable serine/threonine-protein kinase roco4. Gene Ontology annotation, molecular function: protein kinase activity; ATP binding. Lineage: Eukaryota; Metazoa; Porifera; Homoscleromorpha; Homosclerophorida; Plakinidae. The coding region runs from base 558 to 3242 and encodes 894 amino acids. The record is from RefSeq and is a predicted model, not a curated record. The transcript has 15 exons. Gene Ontology annotation, cellular component: cytoplasm. Gene Ontology annotation, biological process: signal transduction; negative regulation of metaphase/anaphase transition of meiotic cell cycle; positive regulation of MAPK cascade.